AUUUCCAUUACAUGCAUCUGAUGCAGUAUUCACCCAUGAAAGUUUAUGCUCCCAUACGUCAGUCUAUAAAGUGCCCCAGGACACUCAGUUGCCUAUUACAGCUCCAGACUAACACAGCUAUCCCUCUGGUACUUAGAAAGCCUAGUUAGUUCUCAAAGCCCAGCUGGUGUCUUUCAAGGAUUUGUGUUCCACAUUUUGCUGAUUUUUAUUAAAAAUAUAUAUAUUUUAAAUAAGGCAAGAGCUUUCUAAACUGUGGGACUAGACUGGCAGGGCGCUGAACAGGUGCAGAGAAGGAGAGAGAAGGUCCGUUGUGUUGCACUGGCGGCAGGUCAGGAAGUGGGGACACAAGUGAAAUGGUUACAAGGCUAGGAUCGAUGCAGGCUGCAUGGCAGACACCUGCGGACCGGGCUGCCUCAGUGGGAUCCUCUCGCCCAGGUAAGCGAAGACCGACGCUAGGCCAAGCUCGAGGAAGGCCGCUCCCAAAACCGGGCGGCUGGAGGACGAGGGAGCGCGCGCGCACCGGAACGUGUCAGUCAGGGAGAAGCUGCUGGCCUACGGGGGAACAGUCCCACAGCCCCUGACCGGACACGCAGGGCCUCCUCCACCACGGCCGCGGGCCCCUUUCUUCAGAAGUCCGCGCACUCCCCCGCCGUGCGCGAGGGCAGGAGCCGGGUGGCUGAGACGUUGGCGGAGGGGCCGUUGCUGUUCGUUACAAAGGAGGCGGGGCCUGGGCUGCCGGCUCUCGGAACCUUCUCGCGGCCCUGCCCAUUUACUGCUGCUUUAACGGCCGAGAGAGACGUGCGGGGAGCUCGACGCCGUGACGCAGGGUCGUGCCCCUCCCACGGGGGAGGAGAGUGCGGCCGGGUCGGGCGCGCACCCUCCCUGAACGCUGCCUGCGGCUGCCGCUGUAAUACUGUUUUACUCUUGUAGGUAAAUCUUUUCCUGUUUGCAAUAAAAAUGGCAGAAGCAACUGCUGACCCUCCAGAGAAGCUUGUUGUUAUCCAUUCUAAGGCUCACAGAGAUACCAUUCUCGCUAAUUUUGCUGAACAAAGGAAAAAGAAUUUUCUUUGUGAUAUCACUUUAAUAGUAGAGGAUGUGCACUUCAGAGCCCACAAAGCUUUACUUGCUGCCAGCAGUGAGUACUUUUCAAUGAUGUUUGUAGAUGAGGGAGAGAUAAGUCAGUCAAUUUAUAUGUUGGAGGGAAUGGUUGCAGACACUUUUGGUGCACUACUGGAAUUUAUCUACACAGGUUAUCUCCAGUCCAAUGAAAAAAGUGUGGAACAAAUAUUGGCAACUGCACAACUCCUAAAAGUGAAUGAUUUAGUGUGGGCACAUGCAGAUUAUCAGACCAGCCAUAGCCCAAAUAAUGUAUUACCUCUCGCAUCUAGUAGUGGUGCUUCAGUAGUUGUCUUUGCAAAUGACAAGAAAAAUGGAGAGCCACCCAAACGAAAACGAGGAAGACCAAGAAAAGUCAAGAAUGUUCAAGAGGAAAAAUUUGGGACAACUUCUGUUGAAGAUAUGCAGCUAAGAGAGAACAAUUCAGUGCAAAAUAAACAAAAUUUUAUGAAAAAGGUUGCAGCGGAAGAAACAGUUGCUGGUGAACAAGUUCCAGUAAGGAAAGAAAUGGAAGAAACUGAGCCAGCUUGUGGUUCAGAAGCUGCUGUAGAUCUGUCAGCUGAGAAGGAUGAGAAUUAUGAUCCUAAAACUCAAGGAAGACAGAGCAAUCAGAGUCGUUAUAGCAAACGUAGGAUACGGCGGUCUAUCAAGCUUAAAGAUUAUAAACUUGUUGGUGAUGAAGAUGGAAAAGUAUUGACAAAGAGAACUGAUAGAAAAAGAAAACGCACAGGUUCUGAAGCUUGUUGCAAAGAAUGUGGCAAAGUGUUUAAAUAUAAUCACUUUUUAGCUAUUCAUCAGAGAAUUCAUACAGGAGAACGCCCUUUUAAAUGCAAUGAAUGUGGUAAAGGCUUUUCCCAGAAGCAUUCUCUUCAGGUUCACGAGCGGAUGCAUACUGGAGAGCGACCAUAUUCCUGUACUGUCUGUAGUAAGGCUUUAACAACAAAACAUUCUCUUUUGGAACACAUGAGCCUACACACAGGACAGAAGGCUUUUACAUGUGAUCAGUGUGGGAAGUAUUUUAGCCAAAAGAGACAACUGAAGAGUCAUUACCGAGUGCACACAGGCCAUUCAUUGCCGGAAUGUAACCAGUGUCAUCGCAAAUUCAUGGAUGCAGCUCAAUUAAAGAAACAUCUAAGAACACAUACAGGUGAGAAGCCAUUUACUUGUGAAAUCUGUGGCAAGUCAUUCACAGCAAAAAGUUCUCUUCAGACUCACAUCAGAAUCCACAGAGGAGAAAAGCCAUAUUCUUGUGGUAUAUGUGGAAAAUGUUUCUCGGAUUCCAGUGCAAAGAGGAGACACUGUAUCUUACACACAGGCAAAAAGCCUUUCUCCUGCCCAGAGUGUAAUUUGCAGUUUGCACGCUUGGACAAUUUGAAGUCUCAUUUGAAAAUUCACAGCAAAGAAAAACAAUUGCAAGAAUCAAGCAGUGCUCCUAGCAGCAGCAAUAGCUCAGAGGAGGUCAGAAACAUUCUUCAGCUGCAGCAAUAUCAACUGUCCACAUCUGGAGGACAAGAGAUUCAGUUGCUUGUCACAGAUUCAGUACAUAACAUAAAUUUUAUACCUGGUCAUAAUCAAGGUAUUAGUAUUGUUACUGCUGAGAACUCCCAAAAUAUGACAACAGGCCAGGCUGCUAAUCUUGCGCUACUCACUCAGCCACCACAACAGCUGCAGAACUUGCUUCUUGCAGCGCAGCAGGAACAAGUAGAACAAAUCCAAAGUAUCAAUAUGAUGGAGAACCAAAUAGAGACUACACAAUCUGAGCAAAUGCAUGUCAUCACUCUUUCAAAGGAAGCACUAGCACAUCUUCAUGCCCAUCAGGGGCAAACUGAAGAACUUCAUCUAGCAACAGAAGCUCAGCACAUGCAGCUGACCCAGGAACCUAGUUGUCAGUCUCAUACUAACCAAGAUGCAGUCCAAUCCCAUCAAAUUAGUGAAGAACAGAACCAAAAUGUACACAUUUCUGAAUCACAUCCGCAAUCUUUGUCCAUAAACCACCCAUCUCAUGAGCAUCAGAUUCAAGGUUCAAGGCUUUCACCAAGAAUCAGUCCUAUACAGUUCAAACACAGCUGGCAGUAGAAGAUGCCUGUUGCUUUUACUCAAUUUGUGAAAUAUCUAGCACACUUGGAUGCUAUGUAAACAGUAAUACUUGUACUGGUAGAGAUUGUCCUUGAAUUUUUUUAAAAGCUUGAAAUUUGUUCUCCAUCUUGGAAAACCCUCCAGGUGAAAAUUAAAUAUAAAAUGGUGCUUUCACUGGCAGCAAUUCUUCUACUAUUUUAAGGUUGUAUUUGAGCUAUUGUUCAGUAUGUAUUUUCUACUAAUUUGCUACUACCAUCCAUGCAACAGUGGCACAGGAGAAUCUCUUUAAUAUCAUGAUCAAGACAAAAAGGUUUCAAGAAUAUACUGUGAGGGGAGAUGGGAGGGGGGUUCCAUUUAGGAACACACAAAUUACCAGAUCAGAACAGAAGGCCCUCUAAUGCAGCAUCCUGUUUCCAACAGUGGGUAGUACCAGUUGCUUCAUAGGAUUCGGUACAGGAAUGGGAUAACCAUCCCAUUAAUGAAAGUUUCAUCCUAACCUCCAUUAUGUAGAAGUUUGCUUUUAAAACUCUGGUAUUCUUGUUUACUUAUUCAUUCUUUUGUAAUUCUGGAUGUUGUUAUUACCUAUAUAAAUGACCAGUUUGUUCUUGAAUCCCACCAAGUUCUUGACUUCAGGGAUAUCCUAUGACAUUGAAUUCCACGGGCUAAUUUUGUUGUGUGAAAAAGUAUUUCAGUUGAAAUUUGUUGCCUGUCAAUUUCAUUGACUGUCGUCUUGUUCUUUUAUUAUAAACAUCUGAUCUACCUUCUCUCUACUUUUCAUUCUUUUAAAAACAAGUACUGUACAGCAGAAUUUCUUCAGUAUCCACAAAGAAGCAGGUUGCCAAGGGAAAUUUUUUUUGCAUAUGUAGAUUUUUAUUCCAGUAAAUAAUUCAGACCCAUAUCUUACUAUGAAUAGGCCUGCAAGACAAUGAAUGCCAGGUGUGCCAUUCUUGAAAUGGAUCAUUGAAAUGUGUUGAGCUGAAUUUUUUUCCUGUCAGUCAUCCUGAUUUAACAUUUGCUAUUUAGCAAAGUGCUGAAAUGGAUUGUACUGUGUGUAAUUUGCAAAAUGAUGAGAGUCUGAAAAGUGCUAUAUAAAACCAGAUUCUAUCUUUCUUUUGUAACAGAGGAGUGAGUAUUUAUAAAAAAAAAAAAAUUAAUAAAAAGUAUUGUUUAUAAGAG
Messenger RNA from Gopherus evgoodei (Goodes thornscrub tortoise), 4368 nucleotides. It is a transcript of the gene ZBTB24, whose product is annotated as zinc finger and BTB domain containing 24. The record is from RefSeq and is a predicted model, not a curated record. The coding region runs from base 958 to 3192 and encodes 744 amino acids. The transcript has 8 exons. Gene Ontology annotation, biological process: regulation of transcription by RNA polymerase II. Gene Ontology annotation, cellular component: nucleus. NCBI's taxonomy places the organism in Eukaryota, Metazoa, Chordata, Testudines, Testudinidae. Gene Ontology annotation, molecular function: RNA polymerase II cis-regulatory region sequence-specific DNA binding; DNA-binding transcription factor activity, RNA polymerase II-specific; protein binding.